Molecule: messenger RNA, 3787 nt
Organism: Salvelinus sp. IW2-2015
Lineage: Eukaryota; Metazoa; Chordata; Actinopteri; Salmoniformes; Salmonidae
Source: RefSeq, a predicted model, not a curated record
CUCAUCACAUGAUUUUGGUGCCAAGAUCACCUGACUACACACGGGUCCUUUCCAUUUUUGUGCGUUUGUACGUUUUCGGGACGUUACACACAAUUAGCAUGUUUUGACUGUUUUUAUAUGGCUAAGAUAAUACUGUUUCCUUUCAUGUAGAGUACGCUUCAAUUCUGAAUCCUUUUUCACGAGACGCACGCAACAGAAUGGCGUCUUUGUAGACUCCAGAAAGCUAGCGUUACCUUGUUAGCUAAUAGCUAGUCCAGUCAUUAUGCCACCGCAUGAUCCGACUUUGUAGCUGUUAAGUUAGCUGUUAAGUUAGYUUCUCUGCUGUAUAUCACCCCUACGUUUUGCAAUGUCUUCUAUCCUGGAUGAAUACGAAGACUCGCAGAACAGRAGGCACCCUGUGCAACACAGUAGCCGCCUGUCUGCUGCCAACAUCGGRAUAACYCAUUCAGGGUUUGUGAAUGUGAGACUCGAAGAGGAGAAGCCGAUAUUCAACAAACAGAGGAUUGAUUUCUCACCCCCAGAGAAGAUCAACCACUUUGCUGUCUGCAACAAUCAGCUAUGCAUGAGUUUAGGGGAGGACACUCUUCUGAGGAUUGACCUUGCCAAGCCAGACCAGCCCAACCAGAUAGAACUGGGGAGGAAGGAUGACAGCAGAGUACACAAGCUCUUCCUGGACCCCACAGGUGAGAACCGGGAAGCUCUUCCUGGACCCCACAGCUAUUUUGUGAAGUACACCAGUCCUCCUGCAGACAAAGAACACCCCCACAACAGGGAUGCUGCCACCACCGUGCGUUUGCACAGUUGGAGACGGACAGAGACCAACACUGGGCCCAUCCUAGUGGGAACCAGCCAGGGAAUCAUCUUCGAGGCUGAGAUCUCUGCUUCAGAGGGAAGCCUGUUUAACACCAACCCUGACCAGUACUUCAAACAGGUGAGCAGAGAGCUGCUGCCCAGCUUCCAGGAGUUUCCGUUUAACAUGGGCUACAGUGAGAUCACCUUCUACACCUCCAAGCUCAGGUCCUGCCCCAAGGCCUUCGCAUGGAUGAUGGGUAAUGGAGUUCUCUACGGUCAGRUGGACUACAUCAGGCCGGACUCAGUGCUCAGUGAUGUGCAGGUGUGGGAUUACACCCCAGACAUAGACUUCAGUUUCAACAAGCCCAUCUCCAUCGUGUUGACUCAGUUUCACUUUCUACUCCUCGCUACUAGUGACCGUGACGUUACGUUUUUUGUUGUUGUUGUUGUUCAUCCUCAAUCCAGAUACCACAUCCAGAGAGAAGCCAGGGAUGUGUGGCAGAUGUACAUGAGCAUGAACAAGUUUGACCUGGCUAAGGAGUACUGCCGGGACCGGCCAGAGUGCAUUGACAUGGUGCUGGCUAAGGAGGCAGAYCACUGCUUCCAGAACAAACGUUACUUGGAGAGUGCUAAGUGUUACGCGCUGACCCAGAACUACUUCGAAGAGAUUGCUUUGAAGUUUAUCGAGGCAAAACAGGACGAGGCUCUGAAAGAGUUCCUGCUGAAGAAACUCAAUAAUUUAAAACAGAGUGAGAAGACCCAGAUCACCCUACUCGUCACUUGGCUGACUGAGCUCUACCUGAACCACCUGGGGCUUCUAGAAUCAGACGAGGGGAAACWWGAGGUGUUCCAGGAGACGCGUGAUGAGUUCCGGAAGUUCCUCAGUAGRUCCAAACACAAGGAGUGUCUCUAUAACAACCGUACGACCAUCUAUGACCUGCUGGCUAGCCACGGCAACGUGGACGACAUGGUCUACUUCUCUGUCAUCAUGCAGGACUACGAGAGGGUGAUCUCUCACCACUGUCAGCAUGAUGACUAUAGCGCCGCCCUGGAGGUGCUCUCUAAGCACUGCGACGAGAAGCUCUUCUAUAAAUUCUCCCCAAUCCUCAUGCAACACAUACCUAAGAAGGUGGUGGAUGCCUGGAUCCAGAUGGGUAGUAGGCUGGAGCCGAAGAAGCUGAUCCCGGCCCUGGUCAACUACAGUCAGAUGGGUUCYACACAACAGGUCAACGAGACCAUCCGUUACAUGGAGUUCUGUGUUUACCAGCUCACUGUGACCGAAGAGGCCAUACACAACUACCUGCUGGCCCUCUACGCCAAGUACAAACCUGAUAGUCUCUUGUGGUACCUGGAACAGGCUGGUACCCACGCGUCAGACAUCCACUAUGACUUAAAGUACACCCUGAGGCUGUGUGCUGAACACGGUUACCUCCAGGCCUGUGUCCUGGUCUAUAAGAUCAUGGAGCUGUAUGAGGAAGCUGUCGAUCUGGCCCUACAAGUGGAUGUGGACCUGGCCAAGUCAUGUGCUGACCUGCCUGAGGAUGAUGAGGAGUUGAGGAAGAAGUUGUGGCUGAAGAUCGCUCGUCACGUGGUGCAAGAGGAGAAGGAUGUGAAGAAGGCCAUGAACUGUCUGUCCAGCUGUAACCUGCUCAAGAUKGAAGACAUACUGCCCUUCUUCCCGGAUUUUGUCACCAUAGACCACUUCAAGGAGGCUAUCUGCAGCUCUUUAGAGGAGUACAACCAGCACAUAGACGAGCUGAAGCAGGAGAUGGAGGAGGCGACGGAGAGCGCCAAGCGGAUCAGAGAGGACAUCCAGGAGAUGAGGAACAAGUACGGGGUGGUGGAGAGRCAGGAGAAAUGUGCUGCCUGCGACUUCCCCCUCCUCAACAGACCCUUCUAUCUGUUCCUCUGUGGUCACAUGUUCCACUACGACUGCCUCUUCCUGGAGGUGAGCCCUCACCUGUCCACCUACAAGCAGACUAAACUAGGUGAGCUGCAGAAGAAGCUGGCUGCAGCCACUCAGACCUCCAAGUCUCGCCACCGCCCCUCCCCCAAGGAGAAGGAGGGGGGCGACACUGCCAGCCUGGGCAAAGAAAGUGCUGGAGUCAGCCGUGAGCAGAUCAAGUCAGACAUUGAUGACAUCAUCGCGUUUGAAUGUGUGUACUGCGGCGAGCUGAUGAUCAAGUCGAUCGACAAGCCUUUUAUUGAUCCACAGAAGUUGGAGGAGGAGAAGUCCAGCUGGCUCUGAGUUAAAUGGUUGGCAGCUUGGAGCUGAAAGGAACUAGGUCUGAAAUGGACUGCCUGAUAUGAGGUGGGAAAAUUUGACUGAAAAUGGUCUGAAAUUUGUGAAAUGGGCUUUAACUGUCUGAACCGAUGAGAGGUGAAAUAGACUUGUCUGAAWUGCACAGCAUGUGCUGUCUGAAAUGGAACCGACCGGUGUGUACACUAUAGGCCAGGAAAUCAGCUGUUAUUCUCUUUGAUAAUGGGAUGUACAGCCACAGCUGCACAGUGCCUGGCGAUGGAUACUCAUAGGAGUGGGGAAGAAUGCAGGCGCUCCUAUAUAAGCCCUUAUCCCCUAUGCGUCUCUGUAACAUGAUAUAUUCUACAGACUCUCUCUGCGAAGCUUAGAAAAACUGCACUAUGUCGGGAUCACACACAUUGCUUUAUUAAACAUUACAAGAUCAGUUCACUAUCUUUUACACUCAUCUGUCUAAAUUAACAAAUUAACUUGUGAACUUUUCUCUGAAAUUGAAUGCAUAUUUAUAAAUCUUCACUGGUAUUAGUUAGUUCCACUGGCUAUUGACAUGAAUAGUACUAUAAAAGGUAUGUAAAGAACUACAGUUUUUGUUAUUAGUGUCCUUUAUGAAAACUUUCUUCACACCUGUUUCAUUGGCUGACAGUUUAUUKUGUUGUGACAUCAUCUGAGAUCAGGUCAAUGUAACCCACUUUGGUUUGCAAAAUGCARAUAUGAAAAUUAAACUAAUCUUUAAUUCUG